This is a messenger RNA of Lachancea lanzarotensis, 975 nucleotides long. Its product is annotated as LALA0S15e00694g1_1. Gene Ontology annotation, biological process: DNA recombination; DNA integration. Gene Ontology annotation, molecular function: DNA binding. Bases 1 to 975 code for a protein of 324 amino acids. The transcript has a single exon. Lineage: Eukaryota; Fungi; Ascomycota; Saccharomycetes; Saccharomycetales; Saccharomycetaceae. The record is from RefSeq and is a predicted model, not a curated record.
AUGACGCCGCAAACGCUUUUAUUCGAGGAAUUAGCGUCUCGAACCUUGACUUCCGUACUUGAGGAACUGCAAGACGUCUUUGCUGGUGAUCGCGCUUAUUUAAGAGAUCGAGUCGCGGCACUACUGACAUACACCAUCAUGGGUACCUUCGGCAAAUUGAGGGAAUUGAGGCGUAGUACUUUCAUCAGUUAUGAACGUUUAAUUCGGAGGUCCUUGAAGCACAAUAAGGAGACUAAUGUGGUUAGCUUCUCGUACCAUCUUAAAGACCCUAAACAGUUGACAGAUGCUUUAAACGAGGCUUUCGCACCAGUGGUGUUUGAAGUCGCAAGUAACAAGCCUCCAUCCGUAGAAGCGGUUUCUCAGCAGCGGGAUCAGGAAGACGAUUUUUCCUUGAAUAGAACAGCGGAUGGAGAGAUUAUCAAAGUUGUGCGGGCCGAUGAUAUUUGGGAUCUGCUUUCUGACAUAAAAAGAACAAUAGAGAAAAAGGUCAUGAAGAGAAGACUUAGCGCAGAGAUGAAAUACGUUUUGACCGUGUCCUUCUUCAAUUGCGCCCUUUUUAACGACUUGAAAAAUGCAGAUCCAACGAAGUUUGAACUGGUCGAGAAUGAGUAUCUGGGUCACAUUUUGAGAGUUCUGGUGAGCGAAACUAUGACUCGCAUUCCGAGGUACCUAUAUUUUUUCCCUGUCAACUCUCCGUCCGAUCCUUUGUUAGCACUUCACGGUCUCUUUUCGCAAGUCAAGCCAACUCCGAAAACUCGCUCCUCGCAACAAGAGACAGAGCAGAGGUGGCAAAUGCUACGUGAAUCGCUUUUAAACGCCUAUGAUAGAUUUCUUCGCCGGCACACACAACACGCAAUCCUCGCCAUCAAGAGAGGCCCAAAAUCUCAGCUGGGGCGCCGUAGAUGGCCUCGUAUCUAUCCUAUACAGACCACAGCGAAUGGGUUGCGCGUCUCGGCAAUUGGAAUGAUUGGAUAG